Messenger RNA from Clupea harengus (Atlantic herring), 1314 nucleotides. RefSeq lists its product as uncharacterized. Lineage: Eukaryota; Metazoa; Chordata; Actinopteri; Clupeiformes; Clupeidae. The record is from RefSeq and is a predicted model, not a curated record.
ACUGAGGAACAUGUCUUUAGAAGUUGAUGUUGGGUCAAAGCUGUUUUUCGAGGGUUACCUAAAGAAAAGGAAAGAUAAAAUGAAAAUCAGAUGGGUGACCUAUUGGUUUAGGCUUCAUAACACAACGCUUUUCUUUUACUCUAAGAAAGAGGGACGUGCUACAAAUCUAAAAGGACAGUAUUACAUAUAUACAGUACAGUCUGUGCGCGAAGUGACUGAUGGCAAACGGCACACAUUCGAGAUCACCAUGAAAAAUGGGAAGAGGAAAGUGUUGGCAGCAGACACAGCUGAAUUAAGAUGGGAGUGGGUCAGGCAGCUGUGGAAGUCCAUGCAGUUAUCUGGUUCUGGGCGGUCUCUGAGUGUCUGUCCGCGGCCCAAAGGAACUGACCAGAAGGCACGAUCCAACUCCAGCCCAUGCACCUCUGACAUGCUGGUCACAAAGCUGGUGGAGGGCACAGGUCAGCCCUCCCAUGGGCCUUCUGGCCCGGACGAUGGCGUCUACACCAACUGGCUCAGCUCCCACAGACCAAACCCCACAGACAACACAACAUUUAGUGGAGUUGACACAUACAGUCAAGUAACAUUCAAGACAGAAUACAAUCAGAUCCAAGAGCGCAAGCAGAAACAUGAAGACAUUCUUUAUGACGUACUGCCACCAGCCAGGAAAUCUAUGCCGUUGAUUGAAAACAUUUAUGACACCCCAACACCCUACAGGAGGGUCAGUGGACAACAGCAACCCCACACAGAGGUCACAGACGGCAUCUAUGAUGUCCCAAAGUCCCUGCUGAGUAAGAUGUCUGAGCACACUCUGGAAAGCUGAGCUGGAGAUCGCCAGCAGGAGGCCCCAGCGCUCCGAGUCGCCCAGUAACACAUGACUCAGUGUCAGAUCAUCCAGCAGAUGUCGAGAGGAGGACAGUCAGGGGUUGAGGACUACACCUACUGUUAUCACAGGCCAAAAGAUGCUUUCAAGAGGAUGUUUUUUUUAAUAUCAUUACUUACAGUUACACUUAAGCGGAUUAUUUCAUUUAAAGAGAAAAUUGUUCCAUUCCCUGUGAUGUCAUCCUACCUUGACCCUCGUCAUUCUGUGUUCAUUACAUUUAUAGUCCAUAUAAACAGUAUUAUUGUUCUGUUUUUGGUUGGUUUGUUUGUUUGUUUUUUCAGUGGGUAUAGUUUUGCUUCUAUUUACAUGCUAUUGUUUUUUUUCUUAAAAGGUUUUUAUUUUAAGAAGCCUAAAAACAGGAGGCUUUUAGUUGGAAUUCUAUAACCUCAUAAUGUAAAUAUGGAAGCUCAUUCAUCCGGGACAAAAAUGAUAGU